This is a messenger RNA of Prunus avium (sweet cherry), 771 nucleotides long. The record is from RefSeq and is a predicted model, not a curated record. NCBI's taxonomy places the organism in Eukaryota, Viridiplantae, Streptophyta, Magnoliopsida, Rosales, Rosaceae.
AUGGGAAAAUCAACUAUCCUAGAGUGCUUGGUGAGAUUUUGUGAUGCAGUAGAAAAUAUCUACAAGAAGGAGUACCUUCGCAAACCUACGGCGAGGGACCUCCGAAGGAUUGUACAAAAAGUUGAGGCUCGAGGUUUUCCAGGAAUGAUUGGAAGCAUCGAUUGCAUGCACUGGCAAGUUGCUGGUUCUCAGAAUGACCUCAAUGUGCUUGGUCAAUCCCCGGUGUUCAACGAUGUAUUGCGAGGUCAUUCCCCCCAGAUCACGUACCGAAUCAACAAUACCAUAUACUCGGGUGCGUACUAUUUCGCUGACGGAAUUUAUCCUAGGUGGACGACAUUCGUGAAAACAAUUUUGAAUCCCCAAUCCAAGAGGGAAAAAAGCUUUGAUGCCUUUCAAGAAGGUUAUAGGAAAGACGUGGAAAGGUGUUUCGGUAUCUUGCAAGCUCGUUGGGCAAUUAUUAGGGGUGCUGCUUGGAUGCUUGAUGAGGAGGUGCUGCGGAGCAUUAUGAUGACUUACAUCAUCCUCCGUAACAUGAUUGUGGAGGAUGAGUAUGAUUAUGAUGCUCUAGAGGUGUUCGAACCUGAUCCCAUGAACACGGCGUUGACAAGAAUUUAUGAAAGGCCCAUGGGACCAAAUGGAAAACCAAUGGAGCACGAACCGUUAAUUCAUGAUGGUCAUUAUCAUGAAAUGCAAUCUUCAUAUGUUCACGAGAGAUGUCAAGUUGACUUGAUCGAGCACUUGUGGGAGAUAAAAGGCAAUCACAGUGGAUGA